This is a messenger RNA of Neoarthrinium moseri, 978 nucleotides long. RefSeq lists its product as uncharacterized. The transcript has a single exon. Lineage: Eukaryota; Fungi; Ascomycota; Sordariomycetes; Amphisphaeriales; Apiosporaceae. Bases 1 to 978 code for a protein of 325 amino acids. The record is from RefSeq and is a predicted model, not a curated record.
AUGGAUACCAAGAACGGUUUGGAAAUACCAGACGAUGCGGCACCACCUCCAUACUCGAUGAACCCACCCCCGCGGCAAAGUUCAUCCUCGCCCUUGCAAUUCAACCCUCAGUCUCUCACUUCUCACCUGCACUCACACCUUUUGUCUAUCCCUGACCGCAUAAGGCAAACUCAACAAGCACACAAUGCCCAGCAAAUCGAGACCGACAUAUGGAUCCUGGACCACUUAUCCCCUGUUAUCGAGUCGUUCUUAGCAGAUUUGGGCGCACGACGGACGGCUCCACCUUUAGCAACACUUACCCUUAUUCCAAACGGUGCGGUGCCUCCAGAUGCUGUGCUCAGUGGGAUUGAUGACAUGCUCCGACGGAACGAGAUCGGGCGAGUAUUCAGGGUCGAUUUUCGACACAUUGGAGGCGAGAAAGACUCUGGAAAUAAAUAUGGAGACAGCAAAUCUUCCAGCAGAACGGAAUCGAAUGUGAACCAAGAGUUUACUGACUGGGGCCGGUGGGAGGAGCCUGGCUCAUCAUCAUCCGCGAACUUGGAACUUCUUUGGUGGAACGACGAAGACCAAGCCCGAAGAUUAGCAUCCUUUCUUCAGCCACAGACCAGGCCCAAGAUCAAGCCCAAUACCAUAAGCCAGAGUGCAGUUCAGACUGUAGUUGAGCAGCGCAUACCAUCGGAGAAAAAGAAGAAAGGUUGGGGUUGGGGAAGGCGACGGAGUGACCAGAUUCCGGCAUCUGAGGCACAGACAACGAUCUCCCUGCCGUCGGUAUCAUCAUCUGAGCCGAGGGACGGGAGAGGGACUGUUGCUGGAGGUGACGUGGCAGGAGUCCCAGAAGACCAACAAUUAGACAACGGAAAGCGGGCGGAGAUGAGUGUUACAGCAGAAGAGGUGGCAUUCCGUCGCGAGAACGACUUUGGCAUCUGGGAGAGUAUGAGUGGCUGGGCUGUUGUAGUUGCUAUUAAAGUCUACUCAUAG